AUGCGAUUAUAUCUCUAUGUUGGUGCAAUGGCAUACGAAAGACGAUUAUCGUCUGCAAGUGAUUCGUCGGCAGAUACAGCACAAUCAACAGAGUCAGCUACUACAAACGAAAAGAUCUCAUCCUUAUCAUCAUCAUCCAAGCACAAACAACAACACGAACAACAACUUAUUACUCAUCAAUCACUUCAUUAUACGCCCACAUUUACAACAAAUGAAUCAAUAGUUACACUUGACCAAAAGCAGCCACUAACUAGGAGUCUAACGACAACAACAACAACAACACAAACAACUUCUUUGAAACGUAAUACAUCAUCUCUGUUAGCUUCACCAGCUGAACAGUUACUGGCACGGACAAAAAAUACAUUUGUCGAUCUGAAUCCAUAUUUUCAAUGUUCAUCGUUACCCAGUCAUUGGAGAAAAAAUAAAUCGUUAAGGUUUGUAUUAAAACCAAAACCAGAUAUUGAAAUUAAAUCAAAUACACGCGUAAUGAUAUUAGCUGGAAAUGAAUUUAAUCCGUGUGCAAGUUUAAAAAAUAAUAUUAGCUGGUUUCGAAAUGGACAAGCCGAAUUCAAUGAUUUAAGAUUUCUUGGUGCUAGUGGACGAGGCAAAAAGUUUACAUUGACGAUAUUUGUUGAUACAACUCCGCCUCAACAAUGUACAUAUCGACGUGCAAUUAAAAUAACUGUUGAUGGCCCGAGAAAGAAACGAGACAUGAAACAUAAAGCUGAUUCGAAUUCAAUUCAAGAGAAACGAGAAGAGGAUGAUUCCGAUGGUGAUUCAGACCAUGAACCAUCAAACAUAUCAGAUGCACAAACAGAAACACGUGCUGUUACACAAGCAUCAUCUGGUUUAAUGAUUUUAGCGGCAGCUGCUGAGCAAAAACGACAAGAAGUACUAAAUGAAGAUGAUAAAGAUCACCAUUCAAAUUCAAUAUCAAUACCAAUGGACAUUUGUCCACAUACAACAUCUGUGUAUCAAUGUCAAUCUGGUUCUAUCAGCACCCCUUGUUCAUCACCAUCUUCAUUGUCUUCUGUAUUUGCAACUUCAAUUACAUUUUCCGAUGUUGAGAGAAGAAAUUCCCAAAUAUUGAACAAAACGAUGAAAAAUUCGUUUCUAAACAAUAAUACAACAGUUUAUCCAGUUAUGUCUAAUGUAACAAAUAUGAAUGGAAUUGAUCGUUUAAAAAUUCAAAAUGAAUCAUCAUCAACGGUCACCAGUCCAAUCUCAUCGCAAUUAACUUCAACAACAAAUUUAAUACAUCCUGUCUUUACAUUCUCAUCAAAAUUAUUAUCACCAACUGCCGCCGAAUAUUAUCAUCACACAUCCGACAAUAAAGUAACUGCUAAAUUUGAACCAUCAUCAGCAUCACAUGUAUUGUGUCGUUGA
Molecule: messenger RNA, 1386 nt
Organism: Didymodactylos carnosus
Lineage: Eukaryota; Metazoa; Rotifera; Eurotatoria; Philodinida; Philodinidae
Source: the annotation of a GenBank genome assembly